CACAAAGAGAAAGAGAGAGAUCCAAGAACAUGAACCACAAGGUGGAUGAUCAAAACAUGGGUUUUAUCUCUCAACUGUACCCUGAUGUCUACACUCAGAUAGUACCACAAGGUUUGUCUGAAAUUUCUAAGCCUUUUUCUUAAAAAAAAACUGAAAGAACCCAGAUUUAAUCGAUUUUUAUGCUUUGCGGGAGUGAGACAAGGUACGCUACCAGCUUUCCAUCUUACUACACCUCAUGAAACAAACUAUAGCGACAUCUUUUGCUUAUAGUUCCGAAGCUCGCCCGCUUUUCUUAUAAAUUACAAGUGGAGUUUUUGGUUAGUUUAUUUAUAAAUUCCAAAUUUUAUAUGGAAAGAAAUUAUACAAAUUCAAGUGGGGUUAUACACCUAUUUGAGUCUUCCCCAAAAAAAAAAUUCUCGACCAACACGCGUACACCUAAAGUAUUAAAUAUAAUCUACUUGCAUCUAAACACACAUCAAGAAGCUAAAAAAUAAAGAAAAAAAUCCAAAAUUUAAUUUAACAUGUUUCUGCUUGCCGAUUACUACUUUUUUAAUAAUUUUUGCUCGGUAGGAGAAGUGAAGCCACCCAAGCGAAGGAGGAAGAAGAGGAAAGUAGCGGUGGCCGCAGGAGAUGGAAGUAACUGCAUGCUUAGGAAGAGAAAGCUUACUGAUGAGCAAGUGAAAAUGUUGGAGAUGAGGUUUGGUGAUGAGCACAAGCUUGAGUCCGAAAGAAAAGAUAAAAUUGCGGCGGAGCUAGGGCUUGACCCUCGUCAAGUUGCCGUUUGGUUUCAAAACCGUCGUACGCGGUGGAAGAACAAAAGGCUCGAGGACGAGUACAACAAACUCAAAAACGCACAUGACAACGUGAUUCUCGACAAGUGCCGACUUGAGUCAGAGGUCCUUAAGCUCAAGGAACAUCUCUAUGAUGCAGAGAGGGAGAUCCAAAGAUUGGCAGAAAGAGUAGAAGGAUGCUCGAGCAACAGUCCAGUUUCUUCUUCGGUCUCCAUCCAACACAACGAAACACCGUUUUUUGGAGACUAUGAAGUCGAAGAAGACGGUGACGACUACGAUCACAUGGUUUAUCCGGUGCCGGAAAACACCUACAUUGAUCAUGGAGAGGAAUGGAUGAAUUACCAGCUUAAUAUAAUAUUUUAGUUGUAUCAGUUAGUGCCGUGAACUAGGAAUAUUAUUGAGUAAAUCAAAGACUGGCUGCUGAAUUUCUAAUAUACAAAUAAAUAUAACGCUGAUAUAUUUCACGCUAGUGUAAUUUGGCAAAUAUUGUAUCUAAGCAACAUUUUCUUAUGUAGUUAA
Molecule: messenger RNA, 1310 nt
Organism: Raphanus sativus (radish)
Lineage: Eukaryota; Viridiplantae; Streptophyta; Magnoliopsida; Brassicales; Brassicaceae
Product: homeobox-leucine zipper protein ATHB-40-like
Exons: 2
Coding region: 522-1154 (210 amino acids)
Biological process (GO): positive regulation of DNA-templated transcription
Cellular component (GO): nucleus
Molecular function (GO): sequence-specific DNA binding; DNA-binding transcription factor activity, RNA polymerase II-specific
Source: RefSeq, a predicted model, not a curated record